Molecule: messenger RNA, 1329 nt
Organism: Penicillium brevicompactum
Lineage: Eukaryota; Fungi; Ascomycota; Eurotiomycetes; Eurotiales; Aspergillaceae
Exons: 2
Coding region: 1-1329 (442 amino acids)
Biological process (GO): amino acid transmembrane transport
Cellular component (GO): vacuolar membrane
Molecular function (GO): amino acid transmembrane transporter activity
Source: RefSeq, a predicted model, not a curated record
AUGGCCAGCGAGGGACUUCCAAAGGGACAAUUCUCCGAUCCCGAGAUACAGGGAAUCUUGGAAGACGAGGCACGAUUUCGUCGACUUGGAUGGAAGCGUUUGACUGUCAUCUCAAUCGUCGAAGCGAUUGCUCUAGGCAGUCUUGGAUUGCCUUCCGCGUUCGCAUCUCUCGGUAUGGUAGCUGGAGUCAUUCUAACAAUUGGUCUUGGCUUUGUAGCCGUAUAUGCAGGAUACAGUAUCGGCGAGACCAAGCUUCGGUACCCACAGAUCGGUCACUAUGCAGAUGUUGGUCAACUUCUGCUUGGCAACGUCGGAUCGAAACUCUUCCUCGGUAGCUUCGUCGCCCUCCUUGUCUUCGUCAUCGGAUCUCACUGCCUGACGGGAGCAAUCGCAUUCCAAACAAUCACACAGAGCAGUUCGUGCUCGAUUAUCUUCAGUGUCGUGUCGGCCGUGAUCCUUUUGAUCCUCGCUAUCCCCCCAUCCUUCGCGGAAGUGGCAAUCCUUGGCUAUAUCGACUUUGCUUCCAUCAUCAUCGCUAUUGGUGUGACGAUGAUUGCGACUGGUAUUCAAAGCACGAACAAUACCGGCACUUUUGUCGAUCACGCACCUUGGUCCGCCUGGCCAAAGCCCGGUCUCACGUUCUCGGCGGCUAUCGUAGCGGCCAAUAACAUUGUCUUUGCCUUUUCCUUUGCUGGCUGCUUGCCAUCGUUCAUGGAGGAUAUGCACACACCCGAAGACUACGUCAAAACACUCUGGUGGCUUGGAGGUAUUCAAAUCGUCAUUUACACCCUGACAGGAUCGAUCAUCUACGCUUUCGUGGGCCAGGCGGUUCAAUCCCCCGCUUUGCUAUCAGCAGGCCCUCUCAUCUCGAGGGUUGUCUUUGGCAUCGCUCUUCCCGUCAUUUUCAUUUCAGGGUCGAUCAACACAACAGUCGUCUGCCGAUACAUCCACGGGAAGAUCUACCAAGACUCCAUCGUUCGCUAUGUAAACACAACAAAGGGCUGGGUCACAUGGCUUGGCCUCGUGUUUAUUGUUACAAUUCUGGCGUGGAUCAUCGCCGAGGCAAUCCCAAUCUUCUCUGAACUGUUGUCGAUUAUCUCGGCUCUGUUCGUGUCUGGUCUUUCAUUCUACAUCCCGCCUAUUAUGUGGUUCGUGCUCCUCAAAGAGGGUGCAUGGUACGAAAAGCACAACCUUAAGGCUGCGAUCUUGAAUGGUAUCGUCUUUAUAGUCGGUCUGAUCAUCUUUGGAUGCGGCACCUACGCUAGUAUUGCAGAAUUGGUUCACAAAUUCCAAUCUGGCUCUAUAAGCAAACCAUUCACAUGCGCUUGA